This is a messenger RNA of Ceratina calcarata, 2270 nucleotides long. Its product is annotated as WD repeat-containing protein 43. Gene Ontology annotation, cellular component: nucleolus. NCBI's taxonomy places the organism in Eukaryota, Metazoa, Arthropoda, Insecta, Hymenoptera, Apidae. Gene Ontology annotation, molecular function: protein binding. Bases 312 to 2186 code for a protein of 624 amino acids. Gene Ontology annotation, biological process: maturation of SSU-rRNA from tricistronic rRNA transcript (SSU-rRNA, 5.8S rRNA, LSU-rRNA). The transcript has 6 exons. The record is from RefSeq and is a predicted model, not a curated record.
AAAAGUCAGGAUGCUGACUUGAAUCAGUCCAUUUUAAAAGGAUGCACGGAAUGCAAAUGCACUUUCCGUUUACGAGUUAAAAUCGCAUGUGAAUGUGUUUGCUUACCAGUUUCCGUAGAAAUUGAUAAAUCCAACUGUCGAGUAAACGAGUAAUAAUAAUCAAAAUCACCAUAAUUAACACAGCAAACUAAUUAAAAUAAGAGCAGAAUAGACGGGACCUAGUUACGCGCUUCUUACGCUCGCACGUACUGAAGUUAGUUACGAAGAAUUGAGCGAAGCUACGUUCGUUUUGAACAACGAAUAUAUUAGAAAUGGCGACUACCGCUAAUUACGGUUUUUCUCAGGACGGAGAAAAUUUUGCACAAUGUGGAAACGAUGGAAAGUUGAAAAUCUGGGACACCGGCACAAGUCGUUUGAAACAGGAAUACGUUUCUAAUUUCCAUUUGUCAUCUCCGUGCUGUGUUCUAACCUGGCUCCACGUCAGUUCCCGGGCAACAAAUACAUCGCCAGUACCAUGGAAGAAACGCAGGAGGAAGUCGAUUUCGGAAGAACCCAGCCAAAAGAAUAUUAUCGCCAUGGGCUCCACAAGUGGAAAAGUUACACUUUACGAUACAACGACUUCCUCUGUCACCGCCCAAUUAGAUGGUCAUUCUGGUACAGUGACUGCACUGACGUGGUCUGAAAAUGCUGGUUUAUUCUCAGCAGCAGAUGACCAUCACAUCAUUCAAUGGAGCAUCCAAGAACAUGGAAUGAAGAGUAGAUGGAAAUAUGGAAAAGGGAAGACUACAUCCUUGGUAGUCACCGACGAUGGGAAGAGUUUAUUGUCAGGGGAGAGAGUUGUCAAAUGGUGGAAUUUAGAUACAAAACAUUUGAUCAAAACGUUCAUAGGCCAUGCUCAUCAAGUUACCUCCCUUUGUACAAUUAAAACUAGUGGUGAUAACUAUGUUAUUAGCGGUGCUAGCAGCGAUGGCUAUCUCAAUGUCUGGGCAUUAGACGAACAAAGAAACGAGAGAACUCCUGUGGCAAGUUUGGCUAUACAAGAUGACCCGAUAAGUGUUUCCGCGAAUGUCUUGGAGAACUCUCAAGUAAUGGUGCUCGUAGUAACAAGGUCUGGGCAGGCACACUUGUUUCAGUACCAGCUAAACGGUCGGUCAAAGCCUUUGAAGCCUAGUUUGAACAUCGCAGUGGCUUCUGACGUAAGCCAAAAGGACAGUGUCCAGCAGAUCUCUAUCUUAAAUGGCAGAUUGACGGACGACCAAAAGUUGUUGCUAGUAUAUGGAACUUACAUUAAUCCCGUUUUCGAAAAAGUGAUACCAGAUUUCUCUGAUAAAGUUCAAUGCCUGGUGCGUUCAGAAUUCAGGAAAGGCAAAGACAGAAAGGAAGAGAUUUCUAAAGUGAAGUCCGUUAUAAUCGAGGAGAAUAAUGUUGAAUAUCUUACACCAGGGAUUAUGGAAACUACGCCGAAAAGGAUUAAGAACACUUCUGGUUCAGGAUCGCAGUUAUUGUUGAAAGACAGAUUGGAAAACUUGAGCUUAAACGCUGAAAGCGAUGACACAGGAAAAACUAUUAGCAAAGGUAGCAAUAGAGUACAGCUUUUGAUACAAGGCUUGAAUAGUAAAGAUAAGACUAUCUUAAACAAUGUUUUCCUUACAAAGAACGAGUCUAUUAUUAGGAAUACUAUUGCUAAGCUGCCGAUACAGGCAAUCGGGCCUCUUGUUAAAGAACUCACUCUUCUGCUUCAAGGGAAAACUUUCACGAGUAAAAUUGCUGUACGAUGGCUGGAAGCAUUAUUAACAGCUCACGCGGGAUACUUUCUAGCACAAGCUGAUCUCGUUGACGUGUUCGGGCCAAUUUUAAGUUUAAUAGACGCGAAGCUAGCACUCUUGACAGAGCUCUCAAAAUUGAAAGGUCGAGUCUCUCUAGUCACUGGUCAAAUUUCUCAAACAGUGAACGAACAGGAUAAAGAUAUUGCAGACACUUGUCUCGUUUAUCAAGAUUCUGAGUCGUCGGAUGAAGAUGCCGCGCUCGAGGUCGAAGAUUUGGAAAGCGAAUCUGACGAGAGUUGGGAGGAGAUGUCAAACCUUGAAGAGCAAGAAGGCCAGGAGGAUCAACAAGAGAAUAAUGACGAAGAGUUUGAAGUUAGGAGUGUGAAUUCGAGUAAUACGGAUGACGAAUCUAUGUCCUAAGCUAAACAGAUGAAUUCCCGAAUGGGAACAAUGUGGAAAAGAGAUAAAUGCUUAAAAUUGAAAUAAAUUACUUUUCUACAGAUA